This is a messenger RNA of Ruditapes philippinarum (Manila clam), 1990 nucleotides long. RefSeq names its product suppressor of cytokine signaling 5-like. The record is from RefSeq and is a predicted model, not a curated record. The transcript has 3 exons. Gene Ontology annotation, biological process: phosphatidylinositol phosphate biosynthetic process; intracellular signal transduction. NCBI's taxonomy places the organism in Eukaryota, Metazoa, Mollusca, Bivalvia, Venerida, Veneridae. Gene Ontology annotation, molecular function: 1-phosphatidylinositol-3-kinase regulator activity. Gene Ontology annotation, cellular component: phosphatidylinositol 3-kinase complex. The coding region runs from base 70 to 1719 and encodes 549 amino acids.
UUUUGAUAGCCAUGAAAAACAUGGGUCAAGGUCGCAUGACCUCAUCUGCAUAUCAUUUCCGGUGAUUUCAUGAAUGAAAAUGCCAAAGGUUUAUUUAUAAGUAAUUUCAGCGUUUGUUGGUCGAACAGAUUACCACAGAGCUGGGCUAUGGCUUCAGGAGGAGAAGAUGCCAUCUCGUCCGCAUCAAAAUUGCUUGGAACUAAAAGAAAUAGCAAAGUAGAAAAAGAAAGGCCAAGAUUCCUAGCCCGGCACAGAAUGCACAGGUCAUCUGUUCGGCCGUUUUUCUGCUGUGGAAGUCAAAUUUCAUUAAAUAGUAUAACAGAAAUGAAGGACAUACCAGCAGGCCCACAUGAGAAAUCUCUUGAUGAUGAUUAUGAAGAUGUGACGGACUCGGACGAUCUUGUCGAAGAUACCGAGGUAGUUGGAGCUGCGGGUAGCGACAGCUGCAGUAUCAAGUCUGAAAAGUCCUCACACAGGUCAUCCCGCAUUCCAAAUAGCAAGAGAAAGAAGGCAUCUACACUACAUGAUAAGCCGAGCACACGAAAAAAAUUCUGGUCUGUAAAGCUGCGUGGGAAACUUCAUACAACAAAACAGUCGCACUGUGUUUCGGAGUCUGAAUUGAAUGUGCCAUUAAAAUCAGGUGCGGAGUGUGUAUGUACAUCAUACAGACAUUCUAUUUCUGGAGCAGAAGGUGGGACAGGUAUAUUACAAAGUGAUAUAAGUCUGCCUGUUUCGGCAAUGGCUCAUUUGCAGCUUGCUGCUUCAAAUAAUGAGUUGAAUAGAGGAUUACAAGGGGAGAUCACUGGCAGAGCUGGUCGCCAUGUGAAUAGAAUAGAUGUCCCUCUUCCGAUUAUAAACCUGAAUGCAUUGUAUCCAAUAAAUGACAUUGAUGAACAGUUAAUUGCCCAAAGACGGUUUGAAAUGGAACAUGGAAUUGAGGUCAAGGAUGGUACUGAUGGUAAUGUUUGGGUACAUAAAUCGGAACAAGAUGAUAAUGAAAAGUUAAAAGUUGGGCAGGAAGCUGCGGGCCAGUAUCCUUCAUAUGGUGCUAUGGGAUUUUUUUCAGCAGAAGCAGAAAGUCUAGUCAGCUCUACUCUCAAACCUACUAAUAUAGACACAAGGAGCCUGGCAUGCUCAACACUUAGUCUCAAUGCCAACCCCUGGUUGCCGAACAUUUCACGCCCUCUUGGUGGUAUUCAUACCCAGGUGGAUUAUAAACAUCACCUUGUACCAGACCUUCAAAGGAUUAUUAAAUCAAGCUUUUAUUGGGGUGUCAUGGAUCGUUACCAGGCUGAGAAAUUAAUCGAGAACAAACCAGAAGGGACAUUCCUGUUACGGGACAGUGCACAAGACGAAUUUCUGUUCUCAGUCAGUUUUCGAAGAUAUGGUAGAUCCCUUCAUGCAAGGAUUGAGCAGUGGAAUCACAAGUUCAGCUUCGACUCGCGAGAUCCAGGUGUGUUUGCCGCAGGAUCUGUGUGUGGUUUAAUAGAACACUACAAAGAUCCAAGUAGUUGUAUGUUCUUUGAGCCGAUGCUCACUCUCCCACUUCAUCGAAAUUUUCCAUUCUCUCUACAGCACAUUACACGUGCAACAAUAUGUAGCAGUUUAACUUAUGAUGGCAUUAACCAGCUUACACUGCCAUCAAGCUUAAAGGAAUAUCUACGAUUUUAUCACUAUAAACAAAAGGUUCGUGUACGCAGAUUUGACAAUGUAGCUUAGAAGUUAGAAACCGGGCAUAAAGAGACUUUAUUGUGCAAUCUUUACAGUUAAGAUAUUGGCCAUCAAAAAGCAUUAAGGCCUUGAAAUUUCAUCAUUCAUUUAAAGAGAUAGUGACUUAAAGUAUUGGUUGCUUUUAACGGAGAAAUUUCAUCUGUAAUUACAUAUUCAGAUUUACAUUAAUUAGAUUAAUGCUUAAUGUAUUUGUUGCCAAUGUAAAAUAAAGGCAUAUUUUUCCUUUGCCAUGUAAGUACAUGUAUAGCCCAUUUAUUUG